This is a messenger RNA of Gymnogyps californianus (California condor), 4048 nucleotides long. It is a transcript of the gene NUDT4, whose product is annotated as nudix hydrolase 4. Gene Ontology annotation, molecular function: endopolyphosphatase activity; diphosphoinositol-polyphosphate diphosphatase activity; bis(5'-adenosyl)-hexaphosphatase activity. Gene Ontology annotation, biological process: diadenosine pentaphosphate catabolic process; diadenosine hexaphosphate catabolic process; diphosphoinositol polyphosphate metabolic process. The transcript has 5 exons. Bases 180 to 725 code for a protein of 181 amino acids. NCBI's taxonomy places the organism in Eukaryota, Metazoa, Chordata, Aves, Accipitriformes, Cathartidae. The record is from RefSeq and is a predicted model, not a curated record. Gene Ontology annotation, cellular component: cytoplasm; nucleus.
GCGGCGCGCUGCUGCUGUGACAGGAGCUUGGCAGCUGGGACUGGCCUUCCUCCUGCCCAACUCCCGAGCGGGGAGCCCGCGCCGGCGUCCCGGGGGCGCGGCGGCGCUCGGAGAGCGGAGCCGUGGCGGCGGCGGCGGCGGCAGCGGCGGCCGGGGGCAGCCGGCGUGUCACCGCCUCUAUGAUGAAAUUUAAGCCGAACCAGACGCGGACGUACGACCGGGAGGGCUACAAGAAGCGGGCGGCGUGCCUCUGCUUCCGCAGCGAGCGGGAGGACGAGGUGCUGUUGGUAAGCAGUAGCCGAUACCCAGAUCAGUGGAUUGUACCGGGUGGAGGAAUGGAACCAGAAGAAGAGCCAGGGGGAGCAGCCGUCAGAGAGGUGUAUGAAGAGGCUGGAGUAAAGGGAAAGCUAGGCAGACUGCUUGGGAUAUUUGAGCAGAACCAGGAUCGGAAGCAUAGGACAUAUGUUUAUGUUCUUACUGUGACGGAAAUACUGGAAGACUGGGAGGAUUCAGUUAAUAUAGGAAGGAAAAGAGAAUGGUUUAAAGUAGAAGAUGCAAUCAAGGUCCUUCAGUGUCACAAGCCUGUUCAUGCAGAGUACUUGGAAAAACUUAAACUGAGCUGUUCACCCACUAAUGGAAACUCUGUGGUUCCCCCUCUUCCAGAUAAUAACUCCUUAUAUGUCACUUCUGCACAGACUUCUGGGUUGCCCUCUACUGUGAGAUAAACAUUUGGAUUACCUUUUUAUUCAUGUCAUCACAAGGGGAGACAUCUGUGAUCACAUGUAGGCAUCUGUAUAACUCUAUUCUAAGUGAAAUACGUGAAUGUGUCAUAAUGUCAAAUUUAUUUGAACAUGUUUUUCCUUUUUAACAAUGUAAAAUAGUAUUUCAGCAAACCAAAGCCAUAUAUGGAUUUUUUUUAAGAUGCCUUAAUAGGCCAUUUUUAAAAAAAAAAAAAAAAGAAACUUGAGUAUAUAAAUUUCCGUAUCUGCUAAAAUAAAAUAUGCAUCUCAGCGGUGUUCAGCUUAUUUAAGACUUGUCAGUUUUAGUCAGUAGUUCUGCAAGAGUACUUGCUUAGAAAAAAGCUUGAGCAAAUAGUCUUAUACUAAACUCUUAUUUGGUAUCCACAGAUGAAGUGCUAAGCUCUUAAGGUGGCAGUAUUUGGGGAAAUGGGUGUGUUGAAGGCAGAGAUGCAUAAGCGUGACUACAGUAAAGCACUAAACCACAUUCAGCCCGUCAAGAGCAAAGGAUACCGACACUAAGCGCUGCUUGCCUCAGUUAUCCAAAAGGUUGCCUUGUCCUAUGCAAUCUUCAUGUAACGUAUAACUAGAGCAAGAACAAUAACUUUGUCUUGCAACUACCAAAACUAUCCACUAUACUUUUGUUUCAUCGCUUGGUCAGCUGAUGAACUGUCAGAAGACUUACAUGAAAAGCAUUGUACAUUUCUUCCCCUAUUUUUUUUCCUUUUAGCAUUUAGAUACAUGUUUUGUUCAUGGUGUAAUUACACUGCAGGUUCCAAAAACUUCUCAUCUUCAAUGAGAAGUAUCUUAUGCAGUGUUCCUGCAGUCUGUUGUAAUUUUAAAAUGUUUAGAGGAAAGUAAGACUUACCCAAGGGGCACCCUUAUGUUACAGAGGUGUCUAUUAGCAAGCAUGUGUUGAGGUGUCUUGCCCAGCCGGAACUAGUAGUGGUACCUCCUGGGCUUGGAGGCAGGUGGGUUGAUACUUACACUAGUGGAGAAAUAAUAUUCCUUUGUCUUAUUCACAAGGUGUGCUGAAAGCCCCAAUUUUAAGUUAAUUCUUAAAUACUUCAGUUUUACUGUUUUAACAUCAAUUGCUUUAGCUGCUUGAAUUAAAAGCUGGCCUCUUGAUAAAAACUUAGUUGGAAUAAAUGAGGUACAGCUGACAACUUCCCUGUUCUUAAUUAUUUUCUCCUCUUUUUCAGCCAAAAAGAUGAAAACUAAAUCCACUGUUGGUCUUAAUGUUUUUACCAUAGGAUUACUCUGUGUGUGUGUGUGUGUGUAUGUAUGGUUUCUUUUACAAAACACAGUCUAAUUGAUGUGAACAUCCUAAUUCUGAAUUUUAUCUAGGAUCUAAACCCCACUGUACCUCCUCUAUAGCCAGCCAAAACAGAGGUUGAGGUAGACCAUUACCUCACAUGUGAAGUUUAUUCUGGGUAAAGCUCAUUCUCUUACACAACAUUUGAACCUUUGUAAAUAGUCCAACUAGUAAAUAGUGAGUGUAAAAUGGAAAAUAAAUGUAAUUUAAACCUUUUGUUACUCAAUACACAAAUGGUUAACUUCUACUUUUUUAACACAAAUUGUGUAAAAUGCUGCUAUGACUUUUUUUGUGCUGUUACACUUUUUUAGGAAAAAAUGUUGUUGCCACAAGUUACUCCUUAGAAAACCAAUCUUGUGCCAUAUGUAAAUGCAGUGAAACUAGGGAGACAGAUGAUCUGAUCUCUUAAUGCUGCUCUCUUUGAAGAGGCAUAAAUACUACUGACAAGAGGCAUGAGCCACAAAGCUGAAGACUUCUGAAAUUUUGAGUAGGAUGCUGCUUUCCAUCCCUGUAUCUCCUAUUCCAGGUCACUUCCAGAACUGGAAAGAAUACACAACUCUGUUUAGGUGCGCCUAAAGGUGGAAAUAUUGUCAACAGCUUAUCCAUCCUUCCAGUGCUGAGGUGGGGGGCUGGGGAAGGAGUGUUGAUAUUUCAGUAGUGCACAGAAGCGUAUGUGUACUUUACACUGAACCUAACCCAGAUUGGGACACCAUUUUCUCAGCUCACUUCUUUAAACUGAAUGGUCUAUCAAAAGCCCUGUUUUGCCAGGCGAAACAGAAGAAGGUGGAGUUGAGCAUGUUGAAGAAUGUCUAAUCUUUGUUGAAAUUGUACCCACAGUGUGUAAGGGUACCUCUGGCUCUAAAGCUGCCUUUAAAAGAAUGAAUCAUUUAGCUCCCUUUUUUGAUCACUUUGAUGCUCACUUUUUUGUUCAGUAGUCAUUUUAACACUUUAAAUUGAGCAAACUUGUACAGGCUUUCUUGUAACAAGAUUAUAUAGAAUCUGUGAAAGCUAAAACAAGAAUCCAGAGUUUGAGUUCUUAUUCAUAAAAAAUGCUUCUGUCUCCGUUUCAGAUUCUUGGAAUGAAACCAGUCCAAGCUUGUAUGAGAUUUAGUGGUAAUGCAUGAUCUUAUUUUGUAACUCUUGAAUUAUGUAUUUGAUAAUAAUGUAAAAAUGUACAGUAUUGCUGUUGCUAACAAACUCAGAGUUGAUUGAUUGCCUAUAAAUAUUUUGGUUAUUUUUUGGUCACACACAUUUGAGCUGUUCAGUAGUGCCAGACAGAUUUUUUUUUUUUUUUUUAAACAGCAUUCGUUGUAUAAAUCUCUUCAGUCUCUAUGCAACCUUCAGAAUGAAGCUCUAUUGCUUAGUUUGACUUCUACUCCCUUUUGUAAACAGGCAGCGCUUUGGCUUCAGUCCCAAUGAAAUCUGACACUAAACUUCAACAGAAAGGGUCUGUGUAAAAAUCAGAAUAGGAAGGCUAAAGUUUUUUCUACUACCUAUCAAUUUAAAUGUAGAAGCAUUUUGUUUUUACAUGCAUCUCUAUUUAGAUGGGUGAAACCUAUUUCAUACAGAGCAGACUUGGGAUUUUUCUUAUGCUAUAAGUUCUGUACAAUGUAUCCAGAUUUGGUUCUCCAGAAGAGAAGGGGAAGAGACAGGUUGUCAUCUGCAAUUUUCAAAAAGUCUAGUUCGUACUGCUGCUUUUCCUGGCUGUUAGGUUUUGAGAUUAUCAUGAGUUAAAUUAUGGUGGUAUCAAAUAGAAAUAGCCUUAAAGUUUAAAAUCAUGUGGAGCCAGAAUUAAGUGAAAUGGAUGUGCUUUUAAACACCACAAGAAAUACUGAGGUAUUGCAGAGAGGCUGUUAAAGUGAAAAUCUUAUUUUGGUGCUUACUGCACCCCUGACUUAGCCUAGCAUUGGUCUGUUAACAAUGUGCUGUGAAAAAGACCUGAGAGGCAAACACUUGGUUUACUUACCAACAUGGUUUGUGAAGUGAAAACUGAAGG